Anisakis simplex (herring worm) is the source of this 294-nucleotide messenger RNA. The record is from the annotation of a GenBank genome assembly. NCBI's taxonomy places the organism in Eukaryota, Metazoa, Nematoda, Chromadorea, Rhabditida, Anisakidae.
AUGAUCCGUGAGGCGUUCCGUGUGUUCGAUCGAGACGGUAACGGUUUCAUAACUGCCGAAGAGUUCAGAUACUUUAUGACACAUAUGGGUGAGCAAUUCAGCGAUGAGGAAGUCGACGAAAUGAUCGCUGAGGUUGAUAUCGAUGGUGACGGUCAGGUUCGUUGUGCUCUUUCAUUGGCACCUCUACUGACUCUAUUUUCAACGCAUCAUCAUUCCAGUUCAGGAAGUGACUUAGUCAAAUUAUUCCUUUAUAAACUGAUAGGCCAGUGCAAUUCGGUCAUGAUUGAAUCAUGA